Molecule: messenger RNA, 858 nt
Organism: Puccinia graminis f. sp. tritici CRL 75-36-700-3
Lineage: Eukaryota; Fungi; Basidiomycota; Pucciniomycetes; Pucciniales; Pucciniaceae
Exons: 2
Coding region: 90-806 (238 amino acids)
Source: RefSeq, a predicted model, not a curated record
AGCUACUUGCCAAAUCAUAUCUUGAAAAAAUUGACAAUAAAGCAAAAUCUUUCUACCUUACAAAAGAUGCAUUUUUGAAAGCCAACUCAAUGAUUUUCGAUAAAGCUUUGAAUGCAUACAAACUAGAGGCUGUAAAAGAAAUGGUUUUGAAACCAGACCCCCAGGAACUGGCAAAGGCAUAUGUGGAGGCCUGUGCACCUGAAAAAGUCACCACCAAACAUGAAGGAUUCAAGUUUCCAUAUCAGCACUUCAUUGAUGAAUUUUUGAGUCAAAUCAAAAUCCCACAAUCCAUAGAUCCUGUCAGUAGAGGAGGCAUAUUCAAUGAAUUGGAAAACUUUGACCCAAGACUUUCUGAAAUAUACCGCAGACCUUUAGUAGAUGGUGAUAUGCGAUUAAAGGACACCCCAUUUGAAGGCCUGACUGCUGACUCUCGUAUCAAUCUGAACAAUGCAGCAAAGAUGAUUUAUGAAAAUUGGGACACCUUAAAUAAAGCAUUGGAGGAACGUGACCAGAUUCCAAAAAUAAUCAAACAAAUGGAAGAUGGAUUCCAUGAAGAAAUUCCCAGGAUGAUUGAAAUCAUGAAACUAAUUGAAUCCAACUCAAGAUCACCAAGCCCUCCUAUACAUCCUGAUGAAACACCUAAACAUAUAAAGAUGCAAAGGGUGAAUGAAGAGUACCAGUCCAGAAUCAAAGCCAAAGCUUUGCCUGAGCAAGCCAAAAAGGUAGCUGAGGAUGAUCCUGCAAUCCAAGGCAAAAUUUCAGAGACUGAAGAUGGUUCCACAAAACAUUCUGAAAAUAAUUCUUGAAUAAAUUUUCAUUAAAAACUUACCCAAAUAUCUUCAUCUGCACAUGAUGAGC